Messenger RNA from Epinephelus fuscoguttatus (brown-marbled grouper), 2529 nucleotides. RefSeq names its product transmembrane protein 121Ab (gene tmem121ab). Lineage: Eukaryota; Metazoa; Chordata; Actinopteri; Perciformes; Serranidae. The record is from RefSeq and is a predicted model, not a curated record. The transcript has a single exon. Bases 486 to 1424 code for a protein of 312 amino acids.
AUCCCAUCACAUGUCCAUUAGAACGAGUGUGCUCUAAGAGUGUUCUCCAUUUGACUGUGUGUGGAUUACUAUCAGUCAUGGUGUGUCAGCUGUAGAGCCCUUGGUGUAGUUGCUGCUCAGGGGCAGAGGGGGAUCAAUGGAAGUGCGUUGAGUAACGAGGUGAUGCUCCUGUUUUCACAUGGUCUGAGAGCAAUCAGCAGCCAGCAUCUCUCCACUGACUCCACACACUGCUCUGCUUCUACACUGCAAUAACCAACCUCCUCUACGGACUAUUAGUGCAGUGACUUAUAGUAUUAUUCUAAUAUUAGACACACUAGCUGGACAUUUGCUCCUGUGCGCACCAGAGCUGUCAGAGCACCUUAAACACCUUUUUUUUCUCCAGCCAUAAAAGGUUUGGAGUGGACACAGUGCCGUAUUUAUCUUCUGGACUAUUUUUGCUUUUGAAAGCUGGGGACUGAGAGUGAGAGCCAGCAGGUGCCCUCGCCAUGGUGUUGCCGCCCCCAGACAAACGCCACGUGUGCCUGACCACCAUCGUCAUCAUGACCAGCAUGGCCUUCAUGGACGCCUACCUGGUGGAGCAGAACCAGGGUCCCAGAAAGAUUGGUGUGUGUAUAAUAGUGCUGGUAGGGGAUGUGUGUUUCCUCAUAGUGCUGCGGUAUGUGGCAGUGUGGGUCGGUGCCGAGGUGCGCACCGCCCGAAGAGGAUACGCCAUGAUCCUCUGGUUUCUGUACAUCUUUGUCCUGGAGAUCAAGCUCUACUUUGUCUUUCAAAAUUGUAAAGCUGACAGGAAGAGUUUGGAGACAGUGGCCCGGAAGGCUUUGACAUUGUUACUAUCUGUAUGUGUACCAGGCCUAUACUUGGUUCUAGUGGCUCUGGAUAGUAUGGAAUAUGUGAGAACUUUCCGGAAGAAGGAGGACAUGAGGAGUCGUCUAUUCUGGGUGGCUCUGGACCUGCUGGAUCUGCUGGAUAUCCAAGCAAACCUGUGGGAGCCCCAGCGGACAGGCCUGCCCAUCUGGGCGGAGGGCCUGAUGUUCUUCUACUGCUACAUCCUGCUGCUCAUCCUGCCUUGCGUGUCGCUCAGUGAAAUCAGCAUGCAGGGGGAGCACAUGUCGCCCCAGAAGAUGAUGCUGUACCCAGUUCUGAGCCUGGUCACCAUAAACGUGGUCACCAUCCUCAUACGAGGUGUAAACAUGGUGCUGUUUCAGGACAGCCGUGUUUCCACCAUCUUUGUCGGAAAGAACGUGGUGGCCAUAGCCACCAAGGCGUCCACCUUCCUGGAGUACCGCAGACAGGUGAAGGAGUUCCCCCACCCGCAGAACGCCAUGGCGCUAGAGCUGCAGCAGAACAGCCACACACAGCCGCUACCCAAUGCCACCAGUUUGCCACAUGAACCUACGCCGGCGCAGGACGUCAUCGACACAUGACCACCAGCGCUGGACUGAGCACCAUUACUGACUGCUUUUUAUGAAAGCCCCAGGAGUGGAGGUAAAUAGAGAAAUCAGCUGCAUGACAGGAUGAUAUUCUGCUCUUGUCAAGCCCACACGAACUGCUGUGAAACCAUAAAAGAGAUUUUCAGCAUCACCUGCCUGUCAGAACACACUGUAAACCUACACUUGACUCUGAGUGCAGCGUGCAGACUUUAAAAAUCAAGUCAAAGGUUUUUAUCGUGCUAUUGUGUUUUUAAUUGUUUCAAAUGUUUUAAAAGUUCAAACUUUUAUUAGAGACAAUCUUCACAGCGUGCGGCCUAGUGACAUUAUGUUGUGUAAAAUGGACAGUUGGUCCCCUCUUGGUGAGUAUCUUGUAUUUUUAAAGGUCACUUUUUCGACAGCGCAUCUGUGGCAUUUCCUUUGAAUUACAGCACCAAAGGAUGUACCACUCAGCGUGCAGCACUGAUGGAGUAGAGGAGCAGAGAAUGACAAGGGUCAGCCAUGGGGAGCUAUCUGUGCUGUGCUAGAGCAAGGCUGGUGGCAGACGAAUGCUUUCCUGUCUGUGCUUGGUUCUGCUGAGAAAUGAGCUCUGUGGAAGCUGCUGCCUCGGUCAGUGUGACGCUUUACGACCAAAGGUCUGAUUAAAGCACCGGAGCUCAGCACUAUACCAUCCACUGCAGGCAUCCAAGCGUGUGUUUUACUGUGUGUGUGCGUGUGUCUACAUGCACGCACACUAGAGUAUGUGUGCCUGCAAGCGUACAUGUUCACCACAGGAGGUUAGGUUCAUUUCAAAUUGUUUUGGAGCAGGUGUGAGUGGUUGAUGUAUGUGAUGGAUUGCAAAUGAGACAAAAUAUGUAGUGAUGUCAGAAAAAAACUAAUAUGAUUGGGGUAAGAUACUUUUUGUUUCCUGUACUGUACAUUCCUCUAAAACUAGCUGAAGCCUUGAAGUCAGAGAAUGCAGAGUGUCCAGAGAACGCCUCACUCAAGAAUCGACAAAAGAUAAAACAUAAAUACUAUAACUUACAAACAGAAAAUACUUUUUUCUGAUGUUUAUUAUUAUUAAUUAUUAUUAUUAUUAUUAUGUACAUUCUUUACUUGUUGG